This is a messenger RNA of Monomorium pharaonis (pharaoh ant), 2090 nucleotides long. Its product is annotated as chymotrypsin-1. Gene Ontology annotation, molecular function: serine-type endopeptidase activity. The record is from RefSeq and is a predicted model, not a curated record. Gene Ontology annotation, biological process: proteolysis. The transcript has 5 exons. The coding region runs from base 1082 to 1831 and encodes 249 amino acids. Lineage: Eukaryota; Metazoa; Arthropoda; Insecta; Hymenoptera; Formicidae.
AAUACAAUAAUUGAAGAGAUAAAGAAUAUAUCUGUUGUAUACCUGUAGUCCAAAUUUACAUUUAUAUUAAGCGUAAGCAAACGAAAGUUUACGAAAAUAUAAAAUCAAUCGAUUUAUAGCAUUUAUGUUAAAAAAAAAAAAUAGAUUUCUCGAUAUUUUUAAAGAAUUUCCUAUUACUUUUUUCUGGUUUAAAAUGAUCCGUUAAAAUUUUUAAGGAAAUGCAUCAAAAUGCAAAGAUAUCGAAGAAGCACGCACGUUAUCAAGUCACUCGGCAAAUGUAUCAGAGAGAUAAGAGUAUGAGUGCGAGGUUCAAUUUUACAAAUAUCUGGCGUGCCGCACCAUGAAUCGUCGACGACGAUUAUGUGAAGUAAAAAACGUUUACAGGAUACAAUGAAUAACACAUAAUGAAAAUAAUAUAUUUAGCAAAAUGAUUUCAUAACUUUUAUUACAAAUAAUUUUAAAUGAGCAGAAUCACAAUAGUAAUACAUAAAUGUAUCCGAUAAAAAUUGAAUAUAAAUAUUUUUACUUAUUAUUUAUUUUUAAACAUACAAAGAUGAAAAUAUGUCUAUCUGUUUAAAUAAAGUUUCCAAAUAAAUUUCAAUAAUUCAAUAUACAUAUGUAUAGUCUAUUAAAUUAUCGUUAAUCGUUAUUUAUUGAUUAUCUUUAUCGCGCCCAAAUUGUAUUGCAGCUUGUUUGAAUAGUAAUUUAAAUCUUUCGGUAGUACUUACACUAUUGUUUCCUUUUUCCAUAGCAGUGAUAGCAACAUAUCCGGCCAUAAAUUUGGGUACUACCGGCAUAUCACUCUACCUAUCUCAUCGCACGUGAGAUACAUCCGAAUCAUGCAUUUUCUUUUUCUGACUGGUGUCUGACCUAAAUUUAAAUAUUCAACACUUCCUUAAUUGUCAUCGUUUACUGUGUAUAUAAGAGCUAGUGGUGGACGAGCGUAAAGUUCGGCAUUAUACUUUGUAGAAAACUAAUAAAACAUUGUGGAAAACGAUAAUUUGAUCGUUGUCCAUAACAAUAGUUCAUUGUAGAAAGCGAGUUUUCGUGAAGGUUUUACUAAUAUCAUUAUUUACUAAAAAUGUUGUCGAUACUCUUCAUCUUAGGUAGUGUUGCAAUACAUGGACUGUCAGCUGAGUCGCUCGAACAAAUCACAAAAAUCGUGGGUGGUAAUACUGCCAGUGAGGGGCAAUAUCCUUAUCAAGCAUCUCUUCGUUAUGGCGGACAACAUUUUUGUGGAGGAUCUGUAAUAGAUAAAAGAUGGAUUCUUACAGCUUCUCAUUGCCUGUCCAGUUUUAAUGAUACGGGUAUUGAUAUUGUACUGGGUACAAACACUUUGGACAAAGGUGGCGACGGGUACUCCUCGAUCAAGAGAUGGAUACAUCCUUUUUAUAAUCCCGCUCUCAUCAGACAUGAUAUUGGGUUAAUUAAGCUUAAUAAAGAUAUCGUUUUUGGAGACAAAGUGAAACCGAUUGCACUACCUACCAAAAACUUCAACAAAUCCGAUUAUCCGGCAACAUUAUCCGGAUGGGGCACUACCAGUUAUCCGGGCGACACGCCAAACGAAUUGCAGCAUAUUCAGCUCACGGUCAUCAAUCAAAGGCAAUGCUUAAGCACCAGCUUUCGCAUCACCAACAAUAAUAUCUGCACACUCAACAAACAGGGCGAGGGUGCCUGUCACGGUGAUUCUGGCGGUCCUCUGGUAGCCGAUGGUGAACAGAUUGGCGUGGUAUCCUGGGGAAUACCUUGCGCUAAAGGACGUCCGGAUAUAUUUACACGAGUCUAUCCCUAUAUGGAUUGGAUCAACAAACAUAUCCAAGAGGAUAAUUAAUUAUAAAUAAUUAAUUUGAAUACUCUGUAUAAAAUAUUAUAAAAUUUUCGGAACAACGAAUGAUUAAAUACAUCUUAUGCUAAAAAUUAAUUUUUAGUAACAAGAAGUUAAUUGUCAGAUAGUAAAGUUAACGGCAAUUUUAUUUUAAUUGCGAGUUUAUUAUUCAUACAAGGUUUACGAUUAUUUUAAAAUAGUUUAUGCAAUUUUGUUUGAGUCAGAUAAACGUAAUAAAUAAAUAAAUAAAUAAAUAAAUUUAAGC